Pisolithus orientalis is the source of this 523-nucleotide messenger RNA. Its product is annotated as histone-fold-containing protein. Gene Ontology annotation, biological process: nucleosome assembly. Bases 80 to 331 code for a protein of 83 amino acids. The transcript has 6 exons. The record is from RefSeq and is a predicted model, not a curated record. Lineage: Eukaryota; Fungi; Basidiomycota; Agaricomycetes; Boletales; Pisolithaceae. Gene Ontology annotation, cellular component: nucleosome. Gene Ontology annotation, molecular function: structural constituent of chromatin; protein heterodimerization activity; DNA binding.
GCCACCUGACCACCACCACCACACCUCUACCACAGCACCUUAGCUUUUUCCUUUCCUCUCAAGCUCGAUAUAUUGACCAAUGUCUGGACGCGGAAAAGGUGGAAAGGGUCUCGGAAAGGGUGGUGCUAAGCGCCACCGCAAGAUCCUGCGCGACAACAUCCAGGGUAUAACUAAGCCGGAGACACGUGGUGUCCUGAAGAUUUUCCUCGAGAACGUCAUUCGUGACUCCGUCACCUACACUGAGCACGCCAAAAGGAAAACUGUCACUGCUCUUGACGUCGUUUACGCUCUCAAGCGUUCCGGGCGUACGCUCUACGGUUUCGGUGCUUAAGCGCCUCGCUAUGUUUAACUGCAAGAUAUCACGUUGCUUUCCGCCUGGUUUCCCCUGCUUCUCUCUUAACAUGUCGAUGAUCCAUUGAAAUAUGCUUAUUAUAUUCUGUAUGAUACAUACAUAUAAAACGAUGUCUGUUCCUGUAGCUGUCUGGUCGAAUGAUUUUGCGAGCACUGGUGAGUGGAAACAAUG